GAAGGACCUGUGUUUUUGAUGGCGGUCAUUCUCUUGUCAGCACAUUUCAGCACAUUUCACAGCUUCUUAAGCUUCUAUAAAAUGGGCUCUCCUCGACUCAUGUCCGCUCACAGCUCUAGUCGACGGGGAAAAAAGCAUCCAAAUCAAUGGAUUCAAGCCCUCUCACUGAUCUGGUUGGGAUCAUCUCCAAUGGAGUGGCCUCUAUUGAGUCCGCUUACAAGAAAGAGAACGUUUCCUUUCCAGCUCUCAACGAACCAUUCUCACCAGGACCGUUGGACAAUGACGCCGCGCUAGAUAUGACCAUUCGAACUGUGGUCGCUGCGUCUCUACAACUUAUCGCAACAAUCAGACCUCCCAUGGAAUCCUUGCAGGAGGUCGCUAGUGGGAUGUACAUGUCAGCGACGUUAGGAACCGUCAACGAGGCGCACGUCGCCAAUGUACUAGGGAACGCAGGUACACAGGGAAUGGCGGUUCAGGAUAUAUCCAAGGAAGUUGGGAUCGAAAGCGGACCACUUGCAAGAGUACUCCGGUUCCUGGCCACCAGACACGUAUUCAGAGAGGUCGCACCGAAUGUAUUUGCCAACAACCGAAUCUCUUCUUCCCUAGUAAAGGUUUCAUCCGUGGAAGAAAUGCGAAAAAAUCCUGCAUCCCAGUACGAUGGGUCUCCCGUUGCCGCCGUAGUAGGGCAUAUCACCGACGAAGCGUUGAAGAGUAGUCCCUUCAUUCCGACUUACCUCUCAGGCGGACACAAGGACGCAGCCUCGCCUUUCAAUAUGGCUAUGAAUACAAAAGCAUCGAUCUGGGAGUGGUUUGAACAACCAGAAAACGCAAUGAGAGGGCACCGAUUCAACACUGCUAUGAAAGGAGGAGGCGAGCGGUUCCCUCCUUCCACAUACAUCGAAGCAUUUGAUUGGAAGUCUCUUGGGAAUGAUGCCGUUGUUGUCGACGUUGGGGGUGGUGUUGGUCCUGUCACCUUGGCAUUGCACAAGGCGUUCCCUCAGUUACAGUAUAUUGUUCAAGACCUCGGUCCAGUGAUUGGUGAUGCGAAGAAGUUUUGGGAUGCUGAAGCACCCACCGCAAUAACGAGCGGGAAAGUGAAACUACAAGUUCAUAGCUUCUUUGACCCGCAAAAGGAGGAAAAGGCCGCAGUGUACUUCAUGCGACUAGUGCUGCAUGACUGGCCCCAGUCAACAAGCCAGAAAAUCAUGACUACACUACGUAAAGCUGCCGACCCGAAGUCGAAACUGAUUGUCUUCGACAUGGUCGUCCCCCACGCUUGUGCUGAAGUUCCUCCAUUGCCAGGCGCUGUAAUAGGCCCUCCAGCACCGGCACCACUACUCUCAAACUUCGCUGCUGGUCACUUUGUUACCAUGGUAGACAUUCAGAUGUUGAACUUGGUGAAUGGUAUGGAACGUACCUUGGAGGACUUUGUUCACUUGGGAGAUCAUUCCGGAUGGAAGCUUGAGUCUGUCAAGCCUGGGCCGCUGCCUGCAUUCAUUUUCUCUCCCGUCUAG
This is a messenger RNA of Marasmius oreades (fairy-ring Marasmius), 1514 nucleotides long. RefSeq lists its product as uncharacterized. NCBI's taxonomy places the organism in Eukaryota, Fungi, Basidiomycota, Agaricomycetes, Agaricales, Marasmiaceae. The record is from RefSeq and is a predicted model, not a curated record. Gene Ontology annotation, molecular function: O-methyltransferase activity. The coding region runs from base 147 to 1514 and encodes 455 amino acids. The transcript is spliced from 9 exons.